AUGACUCCGCGCCAACCAAUCACCGAAGGUCCAGGAAGGUGGAAGAUCAAGCGAUGGUACAUCUAUCUGAGACUCGAUGUAGAUGCCAGAUUUACUGGAGAGCAGCUGGAACAAGCAUUCUCUGGUGCUGAAGAAUUGGAGAUAGAAUACUUUCAGCCAGCAUAUGGAUACGGCGACAGUAGCACUCUGAAGCUGUUCGAAGGCAUCAGAGGCGUGGGUCUCGCGAAGGUCGUUGGUGGCAGCGGCUGUGAUCCUGAGUACGCCAGAGCACUCGAAGGAUUGCUUAUGAGUNCGCUAGACGUGGUGGUUCAAUCCUGA
This is a messenger RNA of Aureobasidium musti, 318 nucleotides long. The record is from the annotation of a GenBank genome assembly. NCBI's taxonomy places the organism in Eukaryota, Fungi, Ascomycota, Dothideomycetes, Dothideales, Saccotheciaceae.